This is a messenger RNA of Zygosaccharomyces rouxii, 1101 nucleotides long. RefSeq names its product alpha-1,6-mannosyltransferase (gene MNN10). NCBI's taxonomy places the organism in Eukaryota, Fungi, Ascomycota, Saccharomycetes, Saccharomycetales, Saccharomycetaceae. The record is from RefSeq and is a predicted model, not a curated record. Bases 1 to 1101 code for a protein of 366 amino acids. The transcript has a single exon. Gene Ontology annotation, cellular component: Golgi membrane. Gene Ontology annotation, molecular function: glycosyltransferase activity. Gene Ontology annotation, biological process: protein N-linked glycosylation.
AUGGGUCAAUUCAGCCGAUUCAAAAAACCACUGCUUGUAUUUUUAACGGUAACAUUUUUAAUAUUUUGGAUACGUGAUAAUGGAUCAAAAACAUCAGCUGCUGACAGCAGAUCUGAUAUUGCACAAGCUUUGAAAAACAAUCAAAAUGUUAAAUAUCCACCAAAUUUACUAAACAGAUAUUUGUAUGGUAAUGGAGAAGGUGAUGCAAGAGUUGAUCCUACGCAAUACAUGUCUUGGUGGAAUAAACUAGUUUACAAAUUGACCAAUUGGCGUCGUGAACCUAGAAUUGUUAUAAUUUUAGCCGCAAAUGAAGGUGGAGGUGUUUUAAAAUGGAAGAACGAACAAGAUUGGGCAAUAGAAAGGCUUUCAAUCAACAAUAAAAAAUCUUAUGCUAAAAAGCAUGGUUAUGGAUUAACUAUCAAAGAUCAGACCGUUGCAAAACGUUAUUCUCAUGAAUAUCGUGAAGGAUGGCAAAAGGUUGAUAUAUUAAGACAAGCAAUGAGAGAAUUUCCAAACGCGGAAUGGUUUUGGUGGUUGGAUUUGGAUACCUUAAUCAUGGAACCAGAGUUUUCAUUGGAAGAACAUAUUUUUGACCGUCUGAACAACGUAACUUCGCGUACUUUACAAGAUUUCAACCCAUUGAACAUACCGCUCGAUAUCCCCUACGUCGAUUACACUGAGGAAUUGAAUUUAUUGAUUACACAAGAUUGUGGUGGGUUUAAUUUGGGUUCAUUUUUUAUCAGAAAUACCGAGUGGGCACACAUGGUACUAGAACUUUGGUGGGAUCCCGCUCUUUACGAACAAAAGCACAUGUACUGGGAGCACAAGGAACAGGAUGCAUUGGAAGCCCUUUACGCUAAUCAAGGCUGGAUCAGGUCACGUGUCGGCUUCUUACCAUUAAGAUCAAUAAAUUCAUUCCCACCAGGUGCUUGCUCAGAGUUUCAAGACGAUAAGAGGUUCUUCUACGACGAUAAGGAGAAGGAUUUUAUAGUUAAUAUGGCAGGUUGUAAUUUUGGUAGGGAUUGUUGGGAUGAGAUGCAACACUACACCCGUCUUUUGGAAGACAAGAAUAGGAAAUGGUUUUCAAGGUUGUUCCAUUGA